Venustampulla echinocandica is the source of this 2214-nucleotide messenger RNA. RefSeq lists its product as uncharacterized. The record is from RefSeq and is a predicted model, not a curated record. The coding region runs from base 1 to 2214 and encodes 737 amino acids. Lineage: Eukaryota; Fungi; Ascomycota; Leotiomycetes; Helotiales; Pleuroascaceae. The transcript has a single exon.
AUGUUUUCUCCAUCUACUCCCCCAUCCACUCCCCCGUCCACUUCUAUAUCUCGAUCUCGAUCUCAAGCCUCCACCCCCUCCACUCCCUCCACCCCAACCCCAAUUGAAGCAUUGGCAUGCCGUGUUUGCACUCUAAGCGAAAUCAUAGCACAACUCUCCGACGAAAAUGAUGAGGUUCGGUUCCAGUGUCUGGCAUACGCCCGCCGCGGGAAUAGUGCCAGGUAUUACCGCUGCCCAUGGAGCAGUCGGGAUUUCGAAACCUCUCACCCCGACCUAUAUCAGCAGGCAACAGAAGUCAUGAGCAAAGUUCGAGCGACAUCGUUCGAGUACUCUUGGUUUGUCAUGAGGAUCUUUUUCUGCGAGACCCACCACAAAAAGCAAAAAUUCCAAAAAUACUACGACGGGAUUGAGGCUCACUGGAAUGGGGAUGGUAAUGGAGAAGUAGAAGAACUCUUGAACGCAAUUCGACACGUUCGCAAUUUCCAACUUUCAAUCCACCCAGCACCAACAGUGACCAUGUCACCCUCGUUGCCACACCGUUUCCGGAAGUCUUUUGGAAUGGAGUCUGCAGCCAGCGCAACUUCUCCACAGCCGCCAUUGACGGCCCAAAAUAAUCGAAUACCCAUAGCCACGACGGAAACUAGUGGCCACACCCAGAGCCUGCCUAACCUGGGCCUAAUACCCGAGACUACUAUUGAACCGAAAUCUAGCACCCCAUUCCCUCCUUCUGUACAAACUCGACACACGCGAAGCCGAAGUACCCCGUCUACGAGUAGCAAUGAGCCGCAACAUACACGGGGCUCCGGUGACCAACAGUUGUACGGUGGGAGUCAAGGUAGCUCUCUUCAAAAUGCACCGUCUCAAAUCCGCCUCGCUUCUACCUUGCAAAGCCCGGUUGCAGGACUAAGCGGAGUAAUCCCAGCACCUGGAUCCUCAGUUGAAUCUCCAUUCCUAGAUGCCCCAACUCACACCUCAUCGAAUGGGCACGCCAGACGGAGAAGCAAUCCCCCACAACCUAGUUUUGUCGUUGCUGAUGCUCAAGUGACAGCCACACAACCAGGUCACGAAGCAAGCGCGACUAGCACCAAAACGAUGGAAGUCUUAAUUUCUUCAACCGCUCCCCAAAGGACCUCCCUUGAUUUUAGCUUUCCAAUCCCAAACGCACAGCUUUCCCUCUUGAGUCCGUCCACAUCAACACCGAAUGGUUCGACAUUAUCUGCAGCUGCUUUAAUCCUCGAGGCCUCAGGUAUCACAAAUACACCGAGACCAAGUGUAAAUGGCCAGCCAGAAGCUGCAACAGGGCCAGCUCUCACCUCAUCCACCCCCCAUAUGCUAGACUCUGAUGUUCCGCGCGACGUGGUAGCAAGAACGGACACUGUUUCUGAAAUGACAGCUAUUUCCGUUCCAGCUUCGUUCUCCCCGACGUCUUGGGAUGGUUUUUAUAAGGAACCCGUGGGCGCAGGAAACCCUCGAUUGGGACCUCAGAAGAUACCCCAGCGCCAGAGGUCAAAGGAUGAUACAUGUUUAGACCAAUUGGCCAGAUCUUUAGCCGCCGUAACUCCACCUCUAUCCAACCCAAAUACGGAACGCCAGAUUCCGGCGCCUGAAUCAACUAACAAAGUAUAUCGACCUAACACCCCCCUCUUCAUUGAUUACGCCGUUCGUCGCGAGAUCAUGGAUGGUGUAGACAAAGAAGGGCACGUCUACAUCCUAAAAGCGCCAGAAUACUUCCAACAGAAUUUCCCCGAAGGACCACCGAUGUUGAAGAUUGGUAAAUCGGCUGAUAUUCCCGGCCGAAUCAAUAGUCUUAGAACAAGCUGCGGGCUAUUAGAUUUGGCGAGAGUUGAAGAUCCCGAGGACAGACCUCUUAAGUUGUACUGGAAGAUUGAGCGGCUUGUUCACGCUGAGCUUCGCAACUUUAACCAAAUCUUGAAAUGCACCAAAUGCAGGGGCAAAAAAGGCUCCGAGACGGAACAUACGGAAUGGUUUGCGGUAACGGAGGAGGUGGCGCUAAGGACUGUGCAGAGGUGGCGUAGGUUCAUUCAGCAGGAGCCUUAUGGUGAUAACGGGAUUCUUAAGGAGUUCUGGAGCUGGAAAAUUAUAUCUGACAAUUUGCCAAAGCCCAAAAAUGAAAAAUGGGAUGACUCGAAGAACCGAGAUGAGCGCUGGACAAAGUGGCUGGAAGAUGGAGAGAAUAGAAGCAACAAGGCUUGA